ACGAAAUAAUUGACAUAUUAUAUGAUCUGACACGGCAUCAUUUAUUUCUUUGUCAUUAAAUAACGGAACUAGCGUAUAAGAGAGUGGAGUGACCCAAAAGAAGCUAGUUGCUACCAGAGGCAGUCAGAGGACAUCAUGGAACACGUGGUCGGAGAUUCAGGAUCGUGUUUCAGGCGGGGGUACGGCAGCAUGCGCACUCUGCUGCUUCUUUCGGCGUGUGUCCUCGGCUGCCUGGCCGUCCCCGUGGCGGGGCCCCACCCCGAGGUGAACACGAAAUUCUACUUGCUGGAUAUUAAGCUCCCGGAGUCGGCCCUGAGCGUGGCAGGAACACACACGAGAAUUAUCUCUGGCAUAUACAACAUUAUAAAAUCUCUUCCCUUCAAUGGGUUGAAAGAAGUCCAUUCGUUCAAGGUGUUGGGCGAAUCCAGACUGUCAGUUGUUCUUCGUGCCCACAAAAUGACCACCCACUCCCGUUUGCACCUGGAGACCGCUGUAGUCGCUAUAGAAAAGCUCGGAACCACCGUACGUAACACGCCCUUGUCUUCGUUUGAGUCCUGGGCGGAGAGCCUGAUCGGCAACGGCCUGCCUAUAACCGAGCUCCAUCGUUUAACCAGAGGAAAGCCUAUCCCGCUGGACUAUACAAAUGUGUACAGGGCGGAAAUUACUUUCAGUUCCACAGGAUUAACAAAAUUGGCAUACCUGAACAUGCUACGCAACUUCACAAUCAGCGUUCUCCGGGCCAGAGCAACUAAUCUCUUCCGGUUCAGUGGAUUUAAGGUUCUGGGGAACUUGCCAGCAGCAUUUGAGUUCUACAUCAGCGAACAGCCGUCUGUACUGGAGCGUUACGGUUUACACCAACUGGUUCCGCUGAUGCAUGCAGGCAACAUCAAAAUUCACACCGAGGAGGUGAUCAAACUGUACGACCUGCUCUUUCCAAUACACCUGCCAGCGUUUAUCAUACACUCCACCAAAGUCAUAGUCCACGGGAAGUAACUAAUACUAUCACGCAAACCAUGUUUCCUACUGACCUGAUAACCCCUACCUGAUAAUUCGAAGUGUUAUCGUGUCACUAAGAAGUGUUAUCGUGUCACCAGGAAAUGAGUUGUGCGCACGACGGAUGUUUGCUCAAUUUUCACGUAGAUCGUUUUCUAAUUUCUCAAACAUCCAUUUACAGCAAUAAUUGUUGAACUGCAUAAAUAAAUAUAACAUUUAUACUUCCUAUAACAUCAAAUUAGCUCUUAUUUUUCAAUUCUCCAUUAUUCGCUUCAAUUCGGAACUAGCAAGCCGUUUGAAUUGAACAUUUUGAAAAAAAAGAAGAAAGUAGCUUCCUGCAAAGAAUGUUUACAUUGGAACAGCAUCUGACGUCAC
Molecule: messenger RNA, 1368 nt
Organism: Gigantopelta aegis
Lineage: Eukaryota; Metazoa; Mollusca; Gastropoda; Neomphalida; Peltospiridae
Exons: 5
Coding region: 136-993 (285 amino acids)
Source: RefSeq, a predicted model, not a curated record